Candidozyma haemuli is the source of this 3168-nucleotide messenger RNA. RefSeq lists its product as uncharacterized. NCBI's taxonomy places the organism in Eukaryota, Fungi, Ascomycota, Pichiomycetes, Serinales, Metschnikowiaceae. The transcript is spliced from 3 exons. The record is from RefSeq and is a predicted model, not a curated record. The coding region runs from base 1 to 3168 and encodes 1055 amino acids.
AUGUCAACUAAACGUAUGUGUGAUACUAGCAAGGUAAUUGAUUACUCUCUCAACAAUUCUGAUGUCGUCGAAAAGUAUAAGACUGCUGGAGCCAUUUCCUCUGCUGUAUUGUCCGAGGUAAGAAAAGCUGUCAAAGACGGAUCCAAGAUCUUCGAUAUCUCGGAAUUAGGUGACAAGAUUAUGGAAGAAGAGCUUCUGAAAGUUUACAAUUCAAAAAAGAACAAAACAAAGAAGGGUAUUGCUUUCCCAACUUGCGUUAAUCCAAACAAUAUUCCAGCACAUUUAUCACCAGAAUCUGCUGAAGAUGAUGCAAACUUAACCCUCAAGAAUGGUGACGUUGUUAACAUUAUGCUUGGUGUUCAGAUUGAUGGAUUUCCUGCUAUCGUUGCGGACACUUUGAUUGUUGGCGAAAGUUCCGAGGAACCUAUUGUCGGGGUGAAAGCUGAUUUGCUUCAUGCCGCAUGGAACGCAUCUGAGGCUGCUAUUAGGACUUUCAAGCCAGGCAAUAGAAACUUCGAUGUUACCAAUGUUGUGGAUAAAAUUGCUAAGGACUUUGGAGUAACCGCAGUCCAAAGCAUGUUAACCCACAACCAGGAGCGUGACGUCUUGUAUGGUCCAAAGGAGGUGAUUUUGAACCCAGCUAAAGAACACAAAAACAAGAUGGACACCCAUAGGUUUGAAGAGUUGGAAGUGUACGGUUUGGAUAUAUUAAUCUCCACAUCAUCAGAUGGAAAGGUCAAGAAGUCGAACUUCAAGACCACUUUGCACAAAUUGACAGGUAACAACUACUCAUUAAAGUUGAACACUUCUCGUUUAGCAUUAAAUGCUUUCAGAGAAAAGGUUCUGGGCAACUUUCCUGCCAAUGUCAAGAUUUUUGAUGAUCCAAGAAAGGUGCGCGUGGGCUUGAUUGAAUGCAGCAAUCACGAAGUCGUCUUGCCAUAUGAUAUCAUGGAAGGCGCAUCUGAUUCGUUCAUUGCCCAGUUUUUCACUACUAUUGCAAUCACCAAGACAGGCGUUGCCAAAUACACCACCCCAUUCUUUAACCCUGAGUUGUACAAGACUGACAAAAAGGUUCAGGACGAGGAUCUUGCCAAAGUCAUUGCUGAACCUUUGCCUGAGCCUAAGAAGAAAAAGAAGAAGUCUGCAAAGAAGAUUCUAAAACGAUCUGAGGGAGGACCAUAUAUUGAAGAUGUUUUUUUGUCUUCCGAUUCUGCUCCGGCAACUCGGAAAAAUCCGCUUUAUUCUGGAAGGUCCGACCUGUCGCAAGACAUAGGUACCAAGAAAGUUGGAAGACCAGGCGAGUUUAUAGAGCCUGAACUUGCAAACCCACAGCCUGGCUACUCAGGCUAUCCAUUGGAGGCUCUUCCUCCGCAACACAAGAUUAAACGCCCAACUUCAGGCAACCCACGAGGUAGGAAACCGAAGGCUGAUCUGCUUCGAUCGACGCCCACACCGAGUGAAGCAGACACUGAGGAGGUCGAGAAUAAGUAUCGGGCUCAGCUUGAGACGCCGAAAUCUGAAGUUGUCCUGUCUGCAUCUGAGAUACGAACUCCUUUGAAAGGCAAGAAACGAGGCCGAAAACCAAAAUGGGCGACCAACUCAGACGUGGCUUCUUCACCCUCGGGCCUCAAAAUAAGAAUUCCGGCCACUCCAAAGUCAAAGAGGGCCGCAGAUAGCCUGAGUGGUCCGGGCUCAUCGUCUGGAUCUCGUGUCAAACGAAUCAAAAUCACUUCUCCAAAGAAGCAGCCAACAGUAGGCUUGGCACCAGCGACUGACUUGGCUCCCGAGUCUGACGACUCGAACACUAAUGACGACUUUUGCUCUACAUGUGGUGGAACCGGGGUUUUUAUUUGCUGUGAUACUUGCCCUAAGUCUUUCCAUCUACUAUGUUGUGAGCCACCCAUCCAAGACAUACCCGAAGAGAAUUGGAGUUGCAAUGAAUGCCGAGCGGCCCAAGGAAUUGAUUCAAGGAGAUAUUUUAACGAUUGCGGUAUGUUUGGCCCCCUUAUCAAUUCGAUGCAUGCUCGUAAUCCGACCGAAUAUAAAUUGCCAAAGAAACUUAGGGAUGCCACAUUCAUCGGUGUGACUACCGGUCCGGAUGACAACUAUACUGAUUCGCAUUUAAAGCCCGAACUUUCCUACAGCAAAGUGAAUGGUUCACAGCUUGUUGGCUACAAUAAGAACGAAGAUUUAGAUGUCGAAUCUCUUUACGAUAAAAGCGGCCGGCCGUUUUUGUGCCACCGGUGUAGGGAGUCAGGCCUCAAACGGAGAACUUUGGUAUCAUGCGACUAUUGCCCUCUACAUUGGCAUUUGGACUGCUUGCCUGAGCCAGUUUCUCUGGCAAAGACGAUUGGUCUCAAAUGGAGAUGUCCCAACCACGUGGAGAAUCUUGUUCCUAUAAGCUGGUCUGAUAGAAGAUCCUUUAGGGAUUCCGCAGUACUUGAUUCAGGUCUUCAUUCAAACUUUCUUAAGAUAUUGGAGGCUAGCAACUUUUUAGUGAAAUUUGAGGAUCAGGGGUACAUCCGUGAGAACAAGCAGCCUACUUUAUCUGAUUAUAUUCUGUUCGAGAAAGAAGAUUUCAUAUCAAACAAGUCAGAUUAUAUGGCAAAAUAUUCAUCAAAAUAUGACGAUGCUCUGGAGUCUGAAAACGAUGAGGAUACCGUCCACAAUUUCAAAAAUCCCGAUUACCUAGAGAAUUACACUGUGGGUAACAAGGUGGUUGCGAAGUCAUCAAAGAAGCUUGCUCGGGUGUUGCUUAUGACAAAUGCAGAUGAUAAAGAUCAGAAACCCUUCAUUUAUCGUGUACCAGAACGACAAGUUCUUCUCGAUUUUCUCUGCAAGGGUAGCAGAUCGUGCAAGGCUUCAGUACUUGAUGAAUUGGAUAUUUAUCAACUGAGAAUACGUUCGGAGAAGUCUAAAGAUGAAGAAGCGGUAGACAAUCUACGUUUUCUUAAUGAGCACGAGAACAGGCCUCCGAAGCUGGAAAUAUCGCGGGAUUCUCUCAAUCUAGAUGAGCUUGUUGCAGUAGCUACCAAAAACCAGGACUUGGAGGUUACAAAGGAUCAAAGCAAGGUCAUUGCAGAGUCAGAGAUCGAAGAACUUCGUAAGAUCAGAGCAUUGAUGGAGCUGAAAGGUCGCAAGGCUUUGCUCCAAUUUCUUGAGUCCUAG